Messenger RNA from Sodiomyces alkalinus F11, 2712 nucleotides. RefSeq names its product ABC transporter. The transcript has 3 exons. Lineage: Eukaryota; Fungi; Ascomycota; Sordariomycetes; Glomerellales; Plectosphaerellaceae. The record is from RefSeq and is a predicted model, not a curated record. Gene Ontology annotation, molecular function: ATP hydrolysis activity; ATP binding. Bases 205 to 2457 code for a protein of 750 amino acids.
CUCAUCCCUCCAUUCUCACUGAAUAGUGGAACAGGAAAGACGGGAAACGGACAGUGAGAUGCAGUCAGAGCCUGUGUAUCGCCUUUGCCAAGGUCCCUUUUGCAUCCGGGUUUACCAUUACCACCAGAGACGAUCACCAGCAUCCCAGCAUCUCUCAUACAAAUAAAUCACACUCAUCAGCCGGACCAGCAAAUAUCUCCCAACAUGGAGGCGGAAAUCAGAAGUGUCCUGCCCAACAUCGAUCCGGUACUCUCCGAGUACUCUGCGGGCUAUCUGUCACAUGCCUCAACUUCGUAUGCCAGUGAAGACGAUGCGGCUGGGGCUUCGCCUCUAGAAGAGGCGGCGCAUAUGAUCACCGAGCUCCUUUUGUCUGCUUCGGGAGACGCCGAUGUCAAACUCCAGAAGCAGAUCCAUGAGCUGGUAGAGAAAUGGGUCGAGAAGUAUAAUGCCGCCAAUGGCCACGAGCGGAGAGGGCCUUCGGCAGUGAGACGUCUAGAUCGGUCCAUUCAAGUCAGCUCACAGAGAAACAUGUCCUCGACCUUGGCCGUGGCAACGGGAGGCGUCGAUCUGGAGUCGGCCAACGCCCGCAAGGUUGAGUCCAAGGUGGAUCGCAAGAAGCUCGAAAAGGCGGAGAGGCGGAUUGCUGCGAAGCAACAGAAGAAGGUAUUCAAGACGGUUGAAUACGAGGCGUCAAAAUUGCUCAACCAGUCCGACUCGACUCAGUCAUACGAAGAGUUCUACAUGGCUGUCAACCCUCUUCAGAUGGGCGCCUCGGCCGGAGGCAAGACGAAGGAUAUCAAACUGGACAACAUCGAUGUCUCUAUUGGAGGCUUGCGCAUUCUAACAGAUACCAACUUCAUGCUUGCCCAUGGUCAUCGUUACGGCUUAGUCGGCCACAACGGUGUUGGCAAAUCUACGCUUCUCCGUGCCCUGGCGAGGCGAGAGCUGCCGAUUCCCCCUCAUAUCACGAUCCUGCACGUCGAACAAGAGAUUACCGGUGACGACACCCCAGCUCUCCAGGCCGUGCUCGAUGCCGAUGUCUGGCGGAAGGUUCUCUUGAAGGAGCAAACGGAAAUCACGGCAAAACUGGCAGAGUUAGAGGCGCAGCGAUCUUCCAUGGCCGACACGUCGACGGACGCCGCCAAUAUUGACCGGGAACGCGAAACUCUAGACCAAAGACUUGGAGACGUACAAGCGAAGCUCGCAGAAAUGGAAUCCGACAAGGCCGAACCCCGGGCGGCUAGCAUCUUGGCCGGACUUGGGUUCUCGGCCGAACGGCAGCAAUUCGCCACAAAGACAUUCUCGGGAGGUUGGAGAAUGCGACUGGCGCUAGCACGAGCGCUCUUCUGCGAGCCGGAUCUGCUGCUUCUCGACGAACCUUCCAACAUGUUGGACGUGCCGUCCAUCACGUUCUUGUCCAACUACCUCCAAUCAUAUCCUAACACGGUCCUCGUAGUCAGCCACGACCGAGCCUUCCUCAACGAGGUCGCCACGGAUAUCAUACAUCAACACUCCCAACGCCUGGACUAUUACCGGAGUGCCAACUUUGACAGUUUCUAUGCCACCAAGGAGGAACGGAAGAAGACGGCCAAACGGGAAUACGAGAACCAAAUGGCGCAACGGGCGCACUUGCAGGCAUUUAUCGACAAGUUCCGAUACAAUGCCGCCAAGUCGUCCGAGGCCCAGUCGCGUAUCAAGAAGCUGGAGAAGAUGCCCAUACUAGAGCCGCCCGAAACCGAGUACAGCGUCAAGUUUAGCUUCCCGGAAGUGGAGAAGCUGUCGCCCCCUAUUAUUCAGAUGUCUGGGGUUACCUUCGGCUACUCGAAAGACCAGAUACUGCUCCGUAAGGUCGACCUAGACGUCCAACUCGAUUCGCGGAUCGGCAUUGUCGGACCGAACGGCGCCGGCAAGACCACCGUAUUGAAGCUUCUGAUCGGACGGCUGGCGCCCUUGUCUGGUACCAUCUCGCAAAACCCGCGUCUCCGGGUCGGUUUCUUCGCGCAGCACCACGUCGACGCUCUGGAUCUUACCAUGAGCGCCGUGAGCUUCAUGGCAAAAAACUACCCGGGCAAGACAGACGAAGAGUACCGCCGCCAACUGGGUGCUUUUGGAAUAACAGGCACUACGGGCCUACAGAAGAUGGCCCUCCUCUCCGGUGGUCAGAAGUCGCGUGUGGCGUUUGCCUGCCUGGCCUUGACGAACCCCCAUAUUCUAGUCCUCGACGAACCGUCUAAUCACUUGGAUAUUGAGGCUAUGGACGCCUUGGCCGACGCUCUGAAGGAGUUCCAGGGCGGUGUCUUGAUGGUAUCCCACGACGUGACUAUGCUGCAGACCGUGUGCACGUCGCUCUGGGUCUGCGACAACGGAACAGUGGAGCAGUUCCCGGGAGACGUCCAGGCAUACAAGAAGAGAAUUGCUGCGCAGGCUGAUGCUGCGGGUGUGGUCAAGGCGCAUUGACGAGUUGAUGGUGUUUUAUGUAGAUGAACUACCUACCCACUUACCAAGGCAUCAAUAUUUGAAGAGGGUAGCCCAUGAUAGGGUUGGUCCAUAGUCCUGGUCGGUGGGUGCCUUUAAGAUGUUGACCGUAGGAAUACAAAACCACAUAUGCCUCGGCUAACUGCUACACAGACAACAACGACAAACAAAAUAUAGCGUAGAACCUGUUUACUACCUUGAACAUCAUAUUGAUUCCAUACCGCUCUUGUUGUGUUU